Messenger RNA from Pararge aegeria (speckled wood butterfly), 429 nucleotides. Its product is annotated as succinate dehydrogenase assembly factor 2-B, mitochondrial-like. NCBI's taxonomy places the organism in Eukaryota, Metazoa, Arthropoda, Insecta, Lepidoptera, Nymphalidae. Bases 1 to 429 code for a protein of 142 amino acids. The record is from RefSeq and is a predicted model, not a curated record. The transcript is spliced from 3 exons. Gene Ontology annotation, biological process: mitochondrial electron transport, succinate to ubiquinone; tricarboxylic acid cycle; protein-FAD linkage. Gene Ontology annotation, cellular component: mitochondrion.
AUGUUACGCAGCAAAAUAGUUCAGGUUUCAAACGUAGCUCGCAAUUUACGAGUUGUCGGCUUUUCUAGUGAUACUACGAAAGAUGUAGACACUACAUACAUGGAGAUUCCCGUCUACAAUGUGGACAAGCCACAAACAUUAGAGAAGAGAAAGGCCAGAUUACAUUAUCAAUCCCGCAAACGAGGAAUGUUGGAAAAUGACCUACUUUUGAGUACCUUUGCUAAGAAAUACUUAGAUGGGUUUACUGAAGAGCAAACUAUGAAGUAUGAUCGUCUUAUCAACUCUCCAAGUAAUGACUGGGACAUAUUCUAUUGGAUGGUGGGAAAAAAGCCAACACCAACAGAGUUUGACAAUGAAAUUAUGGAAAUGCUGAAGCAACAUGCUAAAAAUGAAGAACGAGUAACACUUUCCCAACCACCACUACAUUAA